CGUUACCAACCUAUUAUCAACGUUAUAUUAGCAGGAAUCUUUAGUUCUACAACUCCACUGAAAGCGUUCGGAUCGUUUUGUUUGAGUGUUUUGCUUCUUUUUUCAUCUGCGUUUUUGUAGAGGCUCUCUUGUGAAUAAUGUCUGGCGUCAAGGAAGUUGGAGGAUACAAGCUGGGCAAGCUGUUGUACGAAGGCAAGACCAAGGAGGUCUACACCGUCAACGGAGUGACCGACCAAUUGCUGCUGCUCAACAAAGAUCGUAUUACGGCGCACAAUGGCGUUCGGUCUCACGAUCUCGAGGGAAAGGCCAAAAUUUCCAACCAGACCAAUGCCAAGGUGUUCACCCUGCUGAACAAUGCCGGCGUGAAAACGGCUUUCGUCAAAACGGCCUCCGAUAAUGCCUUCUUGGCCCGCAACUGCGAGAUGAUUCCGAUCGAGUGGGUAACGCGCCGGCUGGCCACCGGAUCCUAUCUGAAGCGUAAUCCCGGGGUGAAGGAGGGUUACCGCUUUUCGCCUCCGAAGCAGGAAACCUUCUACAAGGACGAUGCCAACGACGAUCCCCAGUGGAGCGAGGAACAGAUUGUGUCGGCCGGGUUCAAGGUCAAUGGCGUGUUGAUUGGACAAGACGAAGUCGACAUCAUGCGUCAGACGUCGAUUCUGGUGUUCGAAAUCCUUGAACGUGCCUGGGCCACUCGCAACUGUGCUCUGAUCGAUAUGAAGAUCGAAUUCGGAGUCGAUACCGAGGGUCAGCUGCUGGUGGCCGAUGUCAUUGAUUCCGACUCCUGGCGUCUGUGGCCAUCGGGAGACAAGCGUUUGAUGGUGGACAAGCAAGUGUACCGUAACCUGGCCUCGGUUACCGCAUCCGAUUUGGACACAGUCAAGCGCAACUUCCUGUGGGUCAGUGAACAGUUGGAUAACAUCCUACCUAAGAACGAUCAUCUGGUAGUGAUCCUAAUGGGAAGCCCUUCGGACAAAGAACACUGUCAAAAAAUUGCCAAGAACUGUCGCGAUCUUGGUCUUAACGUUGAACUUCGGGUUACCUCUGCUCACAAGGGAACAACCACCACUCUCCACAUCGUCCAAGAAUAUGAAAGCGUUCUGAGCAAUUUGGUAUUUAUCACCGUUGCCGGACGUUCUAAUGGAUUGGGACCGGUUCUGUCCGGAAAUACCAACUAUCCGGUUAUCAACUGCCCACCGGUAAAGCCGGAAAAUGUCAACCAGGACGUGUGGUCUAGCUUGAAUGUGCCGUCCGGGUUGGGUUGUGCCACCGUGCUCUAUCCGGAAGCGGCCGCCUUGAACGCCGCUCAAAUUCUCGGAUUGAACAAUUUCCUGAUCUGGUCUAAACUGCGAGUCAAGCAGUUGAACAACUACUCCAGCUUGAUUUACGCCGACAAGGGAUUCCGUGGAGUUCAACGGUCGGACUAGGUCGAUGCAUCACUAUUUUUAAGUUUGAUUAGAUUUUAAAAGAUUUAUGGUACAAAUAUAUCCACACAAUAUUAUUAAGAUAUUCUCAUAAAAA
Molecule: messenger RNA, 1518 nt
Organism: Uranotaenia lowii
Lineage: Eukaryota; Metazoa; Arthropoda; Insecta; Diptera; Culicidae
Gene: Paics
Product: bifunctional phosphoribosylaminoimidazole carboxylase/phosphoribosylaminoimidazole succinocarboxamide synthetase
Exons: 3
Coding region: 138-1424 (428 amino acids)
Biological process (GO): 'de novo' IMP biosynthetic process
Molecular function (GO): phosphoribosylaminoimidazolesuccinocarboxamide synthase activity
Source: RefSeq, a predicted model, not a curated record